AAGUGCAACGUAAAGUACAGCUCUGUCUCUGUGAGUUGAGGAGUCUGACUGCCUGUUGGAAGAAGCAGUUGCAGAGUCUGGUAGUGGAGGAUCAGAUGCUCCGGUAUCAGACUGAGAAGUCCGUGUGAGGGGUGGGUGAGGUUGUCCACAAUGCUGGUGGACAACUAACCUCCAAUAAAUACCGUUUCUACCUUCUGCUCACGCAUCAUACAUCUGUCUUUGUGCAUCAUUCUCACACACAUAUUGGACCCCCUACUUUUUAUUUGUUUAUUUUAUUUUUUAUAAUUUUAUUUCUCAUUUUUAAUCCAUCCAUCCAUCAUCAUCUGCUUUAUCCGUCAGGGUCCCAUCGGGCGAAAGGCAGUAUACAUCCUGGACAGGCUGCCAAUCCAUUGCAUUUUCCCAUUUUUUUGCAGUUUACACAGCCAAUUAAUUUCCCAACCCCCUCAUUUGGACUCCCCUUAUCACAUGCCUCCUCCGACACAUGUGAAGUCAGAGUCUAAUUUUUUUCCUGCUGCUACUGAAGCAGUUCUGAUACAUCAGCUCACAGAUGCAGCCUUGUGCUGAUCCACAUCACCCUAGGAGUGAUGAGGGGAAAGACCUCCAUCUACUGUACUGUACCCACCCAGAGAGAGCAAGGCCAAUUGUUCUCUCUCAGGGCUCUGGUAGCAAAUGGCAAGCUACAUGAACAGGAUUCGAACUGGCGAUCUCCUGAUCAUAGUUGUAGUGCCUUUACAUUUUUUAAAAAUAAAAGUUGCACAAGUGCGCUGUGCAUACUGUCCGUAUUACGCACUUGACUUGCAUAGACUAUAAGCUCAAUAUAAAACUUUCACUUGUUUAGAAUUUGUUUAGAAAUAAAUUUGAUUUAAUUGAAUCUUUUCUUAAACCAUGUUAAAUUGUAUUAGAUUAGAGGAAAGUCAUUCAGACAUCAUGCUGUGGAUCAUUGUUCACAUUGUUUGUGUUUUAAUCUUUCGGAGAUCUGUUCUAUUAGGUCUGAGCUUCUUCAGUGUUGCAAUGUUAUUUAACAAUAUAAGAUUUCUCUCAUUCAAACGGCCCCAAGAUGUUCAUUUAAAAGCCCAGUUUUAAUGCUCUACUUACUAAAAACAGAGAAUCUACUUCAGAGAUUUAGAUAUAGGACUACAGAGUGCUCUGUAUGAUCAGUGGAGCUAAAAAGAUGAUGGUCAAUCCACUAAGAACCAUGUAAACUAAUACUCUGUUUCAGUAAGUGGUUUUAACCAGGUUGAUUAUUAUGAUGGACGGAAGCGGUGUGCUCUGGUUAUGGGUCUGAUGGAUGGUGCAAUGCCUGAGAUGUAACCGUUUUUAGAGGUAGCGGAAACUCAGGCAAGUUUUUUUUUUGACCAUUAGUUCAUGACGCAGGGUUGAUUUCCCCUCCUCUCGCUCUCUACCUCUCUCUCUACCUCUCUCUCUCUCUUUCUCUGUAUCGCUCUCUCUCUCUCUCUCUCUCUCUCUAGUUCAAAAUGUGAAACUUGUGUUUGUGUAUAUAUAGAGUGAUCUAUUUUAAGCGUUUAUUUCUUUUAUUGUUGAUGGUUUGCCUUACAGCCAAUGAAAACCCCAAAAUUAGUGUCUCAGAAAUGUAUAAUAUUCUAUAAGUGUGCCAAGUCCUGCUGGAAAAUGAAAUCCUGAUCUCCAUAAAAGUUGUUCUCAGCAGAGGGAAGCUGUAAGAUAUGAAGUGCUGUAAGAUUUUGUGGGAAAACAAAACUGCACUGACUUUAGACUUGAUAAUAAAACACAGUGGAUCAUCACCAGCAGAUGACAGACAUUACUCUCCAAAUCAUCACUGAUUGUAGAAGCAGUUUGGACUGUGUGUCUCUCCACUCAACUUCCACUUCAUGACGCAGAGUUGAGUUCCUCUCUCUCUCUCUCUCUCUCUCUCUCUCUCUCUCUCUCUCUCUCUCUCAGUAGAGUGUAGUUAGUGUGAGAACCUGAGCUGAAGGAGGUGGAGUGAAGCAGGGUGAUGGAUGUGGUCGCUAAAGAAGGCUCCCUGUUCCUGCAGGGGGUCAAAUUUGGAAAAAGGAUCUGGAGGAAGACCUGGGUGAUCCUGUUCCAGCCCACGGCCAUGGGCAUCGGACGAAUAGAGAUGUACGACAUAAGAGACGGAGGGGGAGGAGCCAAACCCACGGGCCUGAAGAAGGCCGACAAGCGAGUGGUCCGGCUGACCGACUGUCUGAGCAUCACUCCGGCCCCGGGGGAGAGCUGCCCCUCAGGUUGUGCCGCUUUCUACCUGAACACCACCCAGCGCACCUACACCCUGGCAAACCCCCCGCAGGACGAGUGGGUGCCCACCCUGUGCCAGCUGGCCUUUCAGAGGAGCGAGGGGGGCGGAGACUCCAGACGAGCGCAGAGAGACGACGACACCUCCAUGUCUGAGAACGACCUCUACUCCACCUGGAGUCCAGGUAAAUUCCAGGUAACAGUGCAGAAGUCUGAUGCGUCGGUGCGGUGCUGCAUGUCUGGGUCGUACCUGCUGUCCCCGGAGAAAGAAGCCCUGUGUCUCCUGGACCUGAGGACUGGGAAGACUGUGUUCUACUGGCCGUAUCGGUUCCUCCGCAGAUUUGGACAAAUAAAGGAAGGCGUCACCAUAGAGGCGGGUCGUCGCUGUCAAACAGGUGAAGGCCACUUCGCUUUCCUGUCCAAGCAGGGAACUCAGAUCUACAGGGCCAUUGAGGAGGCAAUCAUGCACCAGAGUGUUCAAGAUCUUCUGUCUAAAGCUACUGCUGAAGUAAAAGAAUUGACAACCCAGCAGCUUCCAGUGAGACCAGCAAUCAAUGACCUAGCAAAGGCUACUCAAGGUUCUCCAACCAGGGGCGUACAUGACAGGCCUUACCCAGUGCCUUCACGGCGAAACCUAGCACUUCCAGCUCCUCCUGUACCAACACCUCCAGUACCUCUGACAUCUCAAGCUCCUCCAGUCCCUCCAGCACCUCCAGCACCUCCUGCAACCUUUAAUAAACCCUCAGCGAUCGUCCCCAAACGAGUAGCAGUGAGGAACAAACCACUGCCAAGCGCCAGCAACUUUCAGACGAGUGCCAGCAAACCACAGACAAGUGUCAGCAACUUUCAGUCGAAUCCAAGCAAACCUCAGACGAGUCCAAGCAAACCUCAGAUGAGUGCCAGCAACCUUCCGAUAAGUGCCAGCAACUUCCUGACAAGUGCCAGCAACUUCCAGACAAGUGCCGGCAAACCUCAGAAGAGUGCCAGCAAACCCCAAAUGAGUGUCAGCAACCUCCCAACAAGUUCCAGCAAACCCCCGACAAGUACCAACACCACUGAAGAAGUCCUAUACGCCACCAUACAACCUCAGCCAAAGCCCAGGGUAAAGCCUGCCCCUCCAAAGAUUCCCCAGUUCCCCGUCACACCCAGCUACAGCCCACCCCAGCCGAAGCAGAAGUGGGAGCCACAGAAGGAAACGAAGGACUAUAACUCAUCCCCUAGCGAUGAAGACCCCGAUUCCGACUACUGCAACUGGAAGCAGGGCUCCGAAAUGUGCCAGGACACUCCCAACAUUGAGGACCUGUACAGCAUAGUAGUGCCUCCACCCAGAAACAGGACCAAACAAAACACGGAGGCCAGCCAAGACCAAGCCGAACCCAGCCACAAUACUGCCGCCAGCAGCCCCUCCGACAUGCAAGCCAACUUCAAACAGAUGCUCUCCAACGUCCUCUUCAAAGACCUCGCCCGGAUCACGCCGUCCGGAUCGUACGGAGGCAGCAGCGAUCACUUAGCGAAACUGGACUUGGACGAUAUGGAUUACUGCGAUAUCCCGAAAUGAACUUGUGUUGUGUUGACUUUUCGUAGCAGAAGAUUAAGAGAGCCUACUUGGGAAAACAUGGAUAUGAUAAUAUCAUUUUUAGAUGGUCAUGCAAUAAGUGGAGUCAAUAAAGGCCAAUUCUGCAGCAUGCAUUUCGUUAUUGACUAUUUAUCGUCAAUAAUUUCUCUGGGAAAUUCUCUGGUGUCACACGUUGAUUCCAGUUAAACAGUUUCAGCUAAACAUUCUGAUACUUGUAUGAGGUCGGAAAUGGAAAUGAUGUCACGUGCAAGCUCACAAUGUUCUGGCCAAACAUUAAUUUACAUUUGUACGUUAUUUCCAAAAACAUCUCAUUGGACUCUCAAUCUAUGUUGCCCAUUUUUGAGAGUAAUGCUGGAAAAGACAUAACACCUGAGUAGCGACGUGCCAGUUAAACAUUUUGAUAUGUGUACGUUCAGAUUGGUUUGAUGGUUUGUGAUCAUCCAUCUUGCUCUUGAUUAUAUUCCAGAUGUUUUCAAUUUGGUAAAAUCAAAGAGCUGUAGGUGUGGUUUGGGCGUAACAUGAAAUAAACCAAUUAGAAUGUCACUUGCCGUUCCCUUAAAGAAUCAUGUUAGUUCUGACUUUGGCAGAUUGCUAUUUUAAUGGCGCAGUUACCUGGUCGUGUCCAACGCUUCUUAUCAGAGGAAACUUGUUUACGCUGUGAAGGUACGCACCGUUGCUAUUCAAACAAUACAGGUGGAAUGAUGAAGAUCCAUCCACUAAUUUAGAAUACCAUAUUUUUCUGCACUAUAUCUCACUCAAAAUCCUUUAAUUUCCCCACAAAAAAUUGUCAGUGCUCCUUAUAAUUUGUUGUGUCUUAUGUAUGAAUUAUAUCAGUCAGGUAUUAAGGAGCUGUAAAGCCACUCUGCUGAAGUACAGCAUUAUAAAAGGGUGGGUUCUUAGUGAAGUUUCUCCAGCCCCAAGGUUGGAGCAAUAUAGGCAGUAGCUGCUAACUGUAGCGCUAGCUCUUUCGCCGCUCAGAGGUGAGUAUAUUGGACUGUAGUCUACAUGUUUGCUGUGUUAAAACAAGUUAUGAACAAUCAGGAUUCCUCAGUGUAGAGCUAUCAGGCUGCAUUUACUAGUGCUAAACGCUGCAGUUAGUGGCUUAUGCUAAUGCUAAUGCUGCUUCACCCAGCCUUAGUUCUGUAGAAACUUUACUGAAAACUCACCCUUUGACAAAAUAUUGGAAAUCUAAGCUUACUGUAAAUAAACAGAAACACUUUACUCAAUCAAAUAAACAGUUUUCAGGAGAGAAAUCUGUGUAGAUUAAUAUCCAGUGCUUGUUUGACUUUGAAAGAAAUAUAUAUAUAUAUUUUUUACCAAGCCUUAUGAUAAGGUGCACCUAUAAAAAACAGUAGGUUGAGUUGAGGAGGUGAUUAUCCUUCAACAUUCUGACCUCACUAACAAAACAAAACUAUGAUAAACUCUUUUUAAUACUCUUUAAUUUAAGUUAAUUUAAGAGUCCCCAUAUGUCUGUCCACAUAGUGCACAGAUCA
Molecule: messenger RNA, 5298 nt
Organism: Astyanax mexicanus (Mexican tetra)
Lineage: Eukaryota; Metazoa; Chordata; Actinopteri; Characiformes; Acestrorhamphidae
Gene: dok3
Product: docking protein 3
Exons: 5
Coding region: 1973-3787 (604 amino acids)
Biological process (GO): cell surface receptor protein tyrosine kinase signaling pathway; positive regulation of MAPK cascade
Cellular component (GO): cytoplasm
Source: RefSeq, a predicted model, not a curated record